Klebsormidium nitens is the source of this 5130-nucleotide messenger RNA. NCBI's taxonomy places the organism in Eukaryota, Viridiplantae, Streptophyta, Klebsormidiophyceae, Klebsormidiales, Klebsormidiaceae. The record is from the annotation of a GenBank genome assembly.
UGCCAGUUGCACUUUUUGAAAGGAAAAGCCGAAAGAGUUGGGCGGCCAGGUCAGCGCUGAGCGCAGGAGGGGUCCCUUUUGCUUUCUGCCAUGCUGUUUUAGGCCCCGCAAUAGGGACGAUGGAGAACCGUCCCCAUUCCUGCACAUACUGAACGGUGACCAGUACUGCAUUACAUUGCUGAAGCACGCAAUCAGCACGCUUUUUGCUGCGCUGCAGGCUGUCGUUUGGCACGCACCAGAAUCUAUUCUCCGGAUCGUAUUGACUCGGACGCCAGGCGAUAGGAUCAACACCACACGAGCAAAAGAUAUCAUGGUCUCUUCCUUUCAUGCUUUGGCAUCGGAGGGGUCACAAAAUGGGAAAGCGAACAUAAGUAGGAUUCACAGGCGAAGAUGCUCACAAGGUAGCGUGAGCCUUGACUCUUGAAUACAUACCAAUGCCAUAGACCAGGGGUCAGUAAUGGAAGACAAAGUCUGAAUACAGGGCCAGGGCUGCCUGGCUCCUAUAGCUGAAUGCUUCUUCAUUGGGAGUGGAUGCAAGCUGGUCAACAAUACCAAGUAAGGAAAGUCCGAAUUUCUGCUCCUUUGAAGAGCCUGCAACGUCAACCGGUGUUCAUCGGAGAGACCCUGCAAACAUGGAAGCCCCUAACGGCUAAGAGCUGAGCACACUGGGAAGGACUCCAUAGUGAUGGCUGCCACUUUGGGGGAUCGCCGCCCUGCCCUCUCCUUCCCUCUUUGGAGAGGGAAGGGCAAGGGCUCGGGGAACGAGGAUACAUCUGGACACCCAGGUUUUGUACCCCAGGAGACUGGAGAGAAUCCUGUUGACAGCAAUGACUUGCAGGGCCUCUCCAAAAGAGGUUUCCUCUGGCAACGAUUCUAUCACAAGAAGGCAUACAGGGCCCUGCUCUUGGUCUGGCUGGUCUCCGGGCUGGCCGCUGCAGUCGCAGUCUUCACUUUGCUCUAUUCAAGGGGCAAGGGCUUCCGUAAGGACAACUUUGUUCUUGAGUGCGAAAAUCGAGCACAGGUGCUUGAGUCCCAGUUUGUGUGCAACUUCAAUGCAGCGGGGGUUUACACGGGCCUCAUCAUAGAGUUGCCCAAUGCAACCCAGGCUCAGUUUGAAGGUUUUUCAAACGUCACCACGUUCACGCGCCCCCGUACAGUGUCUGUUGUUUAUCUAAGGAGAGUGCUGGCAAAGGACCGAGCAGCAUAUGAGGCACAGACUGGCCGCCCUAUCCUGGUUUGGGACAUCCUUCCUGACAACCUGACCGUCACAUUUUCGCCUGCGCCUGCAUACCCUGAGGAGUACACUCCGGUGCACCUAGUGUCAACGCCCGUAAACGUGAAAUACUUGGGGUUUGAUUCAUUGUCAGACCCUACGCUUGGUGCUGCAGUCGCGCAGGCACGCGACGGCGGCUGCCUGUCAAUCACCAAGCCCAGCUCGUUGGCCGCCAUCCGGAGAGUGACCGGCUACUACCCUGUUUACACCAAGGGCUUCAAACCUUUUUUGGCUAGUGUGACCCAGCGCCGGGCGGCGUGCACCGGCUUCGUGGGGGCAACCUUCAACCUCUACACGCUCUUUCAGGAAGCGCUACAGCCAUACCGGGAGCAUGAGGGCGACUCCCUUGACAUUUACGGCUUUGACGUCACCAACGGCGCGGCGCCCAUAUUCCUCUACGGCAACCGCAUCCACGAGCUGAACGACACCGCGGUGGCCGCGCUGCUUCCUUCCAAGUACGACCACUCGACGCGCUUCAACGUGGGGAACAACACUUACGAGAUUCGGUGCAAGAACCCGUCCAACAUGGCGCUGGACGCCGCCGAAAACGCGGUCACGUGGCUCGCGCUGAUCCUGGUCAUAGUCGUACUGAGCAGCAUCGUGAUGCACGUGCAGUUCAAGCGAAUGGAGGCGGUGGAAGCGGACAUACGUAAGAUGAGCCGCCUCAAUCUGGAGCUGACCAAAGCCAAACUGGCCGCCGAGGCUGCGGACAGGGCCAAGACGCAGUUCGUGUCGACUGUGUCGCACGAGAUCAGGACGCCGAUGAACGGCAUGAUCGGAAUGACAAAUUUGCUGCUCUCGACCGACCUAGACCCCCAGCAACUAGACUACGUCAAGACCGCGCACGCCAGCGGGAAUGCGCUCGUCCAAAUCGUGUCGGACGUGCUGGACCUGUCCAGAAUCGAGGCUGGCAAGAUGGACCUGGAAGAAGUCAUUUUCGACAUCCGGGCCGAGUUGGACGACAUACUGGGCCUCUUCGAGGACAAGGCGCGGCAGCGGCAGCUGGAGCUGGGAGGCCUUGUUCUGGACGAGGUGCCCCCACGUCUAGUUGGCGAUCUCGGGCGCAUCCGCCAAGUGCUCAUCAACCUCGUCGGCAACGCGGUCAAGUUCACCAAGGGCGGGAGCGUCUUCGUCUGCAUCCAAGUGCAGCCGCAGCCGAGCGGCCGCGGCUCACUCUCCUCCCCUCCGCUCGACCCCCCGUCAAACACCCCCCCCGGAUCGCCAAAAGCGUCUUCCUGGGGAGGCAGCUUCGGUUCGGGGGGCCCAGCCACCGAUGGCAACGACUUCGACUGCAGCGUUUCUCACGUUAGCCAAGGGACGUUUCUCGCGGAGCGGGGACUGUUCCUCAACCUCAGCCCCCCCAGCACCGCGGCCUGGCAGACCGGGGCUGACGUCAGCGCCGUCAGCGCGCGCGCGUGCGAGUGCGCGGACGCGGUGCGGCUCGUGAUGACGGUGGAAGACACCGGGAUCGGCAUCCCCCCCCGGCGCCAGGCGCGGCUCUUCCAGCCGUUCUUCCGAGGCGACAGCGGCACCGGCACUGCCCGGGAGUACGGCGGCAGCGGCUGCGGCCUGUCCAUCAGCCAGAAGUUGGUUGGGCUCAUGGGCGGCAAAAUGGCCUUUUUCAGCGAGGUCGGGGCGGGGAGCAUCUUCGCCUUCGACGUGUGCUUACACACCCCGUCCGCAAAACUCGCGGCGACGCGGGGCCGCCCGUCGCUCGCCACGGGGGGGUCCGUACCUGCGGCCAUCUGCCUCCCCAGUCCGUCCCCGCUCGCAGCGGGGGGGGCGGUUAUUGUGGAUAUCACCCCCCGGCCUCGCGUGGAGUGCACGUCGUCCGCAGUCGUAGACUCGGCGAUCCCUGCCCCUGUGACCGGAACGAAGAACGGAACCAAGCCGAUGGACGGAACGGACGACACGCUCCAGGGGAUGGAGAUGUUGGUGGUCGCCCCCCACUCCGUGCGGCUGCGAGUGGCGCUCAGUCUCGCGCGGCGGAUUGGAAUGCGGGCCAUCGGGGUGGACAGCUUCGCACAGGGUUUGGAAGCUUUGCGCAAAGAGGGAGCGACUGUCGAACUCGCAACCAACAUCAAACCAUCUGGCUUGCGGAAGGUCCACGCAGUCAAUGACGUCAGUCCCGGGCACGUAGCUUCCGCUCAAACCCACAGCCCCCGAACACCAUUCCGCCUGGUCCUCGUUGACCUGGACUCAGCCCCUCUAGACGAAGUUUGCGCUUUUGCGCAAGCGCUCCGAGGGGUCUCCAUGCUGGGCAAAACCAUCCCCCUGGUCGCGCUCGCCUCGAAAUGCGACGGGGCGUCUGAGGCGCGCAUUCGAGAGGCGGGCUUCGGCCACGUGGUACCGAAACCCCUCCGAGAGGGAUCCCUGGGCGUACAGCUGCGGCAGGCGAUGGGGAUCGAGCUGAGGAAAUCGACGGCCAGGAAUAACAAGGAGAUUAGCCCGUCGAUCAAGGGGCGACGCGUCCUGGCCGUUGAUGACACACUCCUGAAUCUGAAGGUUGCUAGCAGCACGCUGGCCGCCCUAGGCUGCGUGGCGGUCUGUGCAGACAGCGGGGAAGCGGCGAUCAGAGAGUUCCUGAACAGCAAGUUUGACCUCGUCCUCAUGGACUGCCAGAUGCCGGGAAUGGACGGCUACGAGGCAGUCCGCCGCAUCCGCUACCUAGAGGCCGUGCGCUGCCGGCAGUCUGCCGAGCUCAACGGAUCCCCGGCUGACGUGGCUGCUGACGUCAGCAAGGAGUACCCGGAUCCCUUGAGCACGUGGCGGGAGGACCUCCCAAAGUCGGACUACUACCACGUGGCAGGAUGCGCCUGCCACCGGACGCCGAUCUGCGCACUCACUGCUGACGUCAUGGCGGGGACGCGCGCGCUCUGCGAGGCGGCGGGCAUGGACGAGUAUCUGACGAAACCACUUAACCAGGAAAAGCUACGGAAAAUGUUGUCUCGGUUCUUCGAACGUCCAACCGAGAUGAUCUGAAGGGAGCCGAGGGCAAUACGUCAAACCAAAAACUCGUCAAGCAAUGUAAUAUAGGGAGAGGUUCCGUGAUCGAGCCCGAGCCUACACAAAAGCGUUGCUUGGCAUUUGUGGCUUCCAACUCCUGAAGCAUUGAAAUGAAAUUAGGCAUUCAUCCGCUCAAGAGAAGGGGCCGGAGUAGGAAAUCGAAGCGUUGGACUGAAUUCUAAUGGGCUGGGACGGGAAUAGGGACGCAUUCACUACAGCAGACCGGGUUGGUUGUCAGCGGACUCCACUUAGCAAGUCACCGGAGCCCUCGGAAGACCAGGUGUUAUGGGUCUUCUGAGGACACAAAAAAGACGGCGCGGUUUAAGUUGCAUGACCUCCGGCUUCGCAUCGAAAUGGUGCACGAGUGCGAACGUCCUCCGGGUGACCUGAGGACGCCGCAAUGGUAGUCAUUUGCUUCAAAACUGUCUAAGAAAAAGUCAAACGAGUUACAUUGCAGGUCCCAAGCAUGUCAGCAUGAGGUUGGAACGUUGGUUGGCAGGAGGUUCAGGUAGACAUCUAUGAGGUAGGGGGUACGUUAUAGGGGGGCGCACAGAAGCCAACAGGCCCUGUUGUGGGUGAGUCGGACCUCCAUAUCAGUUAGUUUAUUGUACAAUCUCCUCCAAGUACUAUCCUUUAACGUGUUGAAUAAGACUGUACCAGGUGACACUCAAUGAUGCGUUCGUUCGUUCGUAAAGACUGACCCGUUGUGUACGGCAUAGUUGAUCAUAAGUUGAGCACGUAAACGAUGGACCAUGUCACGACCGUAGUGUUAAGAUAAGAUAAGAUAUGGUACACAUAUACCGCGAAAUGCAACCUGGACCGAACCCGUUCAACUUUGAUUGUCUGCGCUG